Cucurbita maxima (winter squash) is the source of this 1713-nucleotide messenger RNA. RefSeq lists its product as uncharacterized. NCBI's taxonomy places the organism in Eukaryota, Viridiplantae, Streptophyta, Magnoliopsida, Cucurbitales, Cucurbitaceae. The coding region runs from base 282 to 1505 and encodes 407 amino acids. The record is from RefSeq and is a predicted model, not a curated record. The transcript has 2 exons.
UUUGUACGAAACGGAUCAUGUGAAAAGAAAAAAAAUAUCUAAUCCUGUAAUAGCGCUUUGCCCACUCCCCCAGCGGCCCAUCUCCGAUCAGAUCUGUUCCCUUAUUCUCUAGAUCUUCCCACCAACGCCCCACCGGAACAGCGACACAGGAGCCCUUGAUUCGUUUUUAUCCAAAUUUACGUUGCAUUAUGCGGAAUUCUUGCUCCCCUAUGUUCUAUCAUGAGCAUUUUCAGUGAGGAAAUCGGUGACAUAGAUAGGGUUUUGCGGUUGAUUUUUCUGCAAUGGGAUCGGCUCAGUCCGGGCAAGUAGCGGAGGAACGGGAGGAGGAGGAGGAGGACGAUGAUGGUGAUGAUAAUGUCGAGCCGGCUAGCGGCGAGUUGGAGAACUAUUUGGUGAAGAAGGUUCUGGAGCAGGAGCCAGAGAUGCUACCAUGUCACGCAUUGGCAUCGCCCUUGUCUCCUCAGCUGUCGUCCCUUGGUACGCCUCGAUUGGGGCCGGUGAUCAAGGUUUGGGAUCCGUAUAAUGUUCUAGCGCCGCCGCCACAGCUUCCUCCGCCCCCGGUAUUCACACGGAGCUUCUCGUCGAGUUCGAUUGACGACGAUCGAGUGGUCAUGGAGGUUUUUCUGAUCAGCCACGGGGAGUACGAGUUGAAUUUGAGAUCGGACUUGGUCGGCGGACGGUGCCCUGAGGCGGCUUUGACGCCGAAAGGUAAGCGGCAGGCAAGAGCGUUGGCUGUGUUCUUGAAAUCUCAGGGGGUUCGUUUCAAUGCCGUGUUUUCGUCUCCCUUGGAUCGGGCCCGAUCGAUGGCCGCUUCAGUCUGUCAGGAAAUGAAUUUUUCAGAAGAACAAAUACAAAAAGCAGAUGCCCUUACAGAGAUGAGUCAUGGACACUGGGAACAUUGCCUCCGGUCUGAUAUAUAUACGCCUGAAACGUUGAGCUUCAUUGAUAGAAUUCAACCCGACUUCGCUGCACCAGCUGGAGAAUCGUUAAGGCAGGUCGAGUUUCGUAUGGUUCAUUUUCUGAACGCAACCAUCUUGGAGCUUCCUGAAAAGCUGAGAUCAGACAUUGCAAUCCGUCCCAAUGAGACGCUUCAAAUGUCACACGAACUAACCAAUUCAAUUCUCGAUCGAGAUGCACAUUCUCUCCAAUCAUCCCCACAUUGGGACUUGCCUCACAGGCAGCGACAUGGGAUCGUGAGGAAGAAGUCGGGCAAGAGCAGGCUACAAACCGUGACUACCACCGAAGAACACGAAGCUGAAGACGAGAUCUCCCCUCGGGAUGCCCCUCUAAAUAUCAGAAACUCGUCAUCAUGUACGACAUGUAUCGGCAUCUUCACUCAUUCAAUUCCAAUUAAAUGUCUCCUCACAGGCCUCCUAGAAUGCAGCUUGGCAAUGCUGCACAAGUUUUGCAUAGAUGAUUCAUCUGUGACUGUUUUACAACAUUCACUAAAGUCGGGCUGGCAGAUAAAAACGAUGAAUGAUACCGCACACCUCAGGCUUCUCUAGCGUUCGAUUCGAUCGAUUGAUCGAUCGCUGUAGGAUGAUCUGUUCUUACAUAUUGACCAAAUCUUCCAUUUAUAUAAUUCUUGGAAUGAACUUUUCUAGCAGGCAACAUUCCUGCAUUCCUGUUGUAAAACCAUUAGCAUCCUCACACAGAAUACUGUAUCAAGUGAUUCUUUUGAUAUCUACCAUUUAUCAUUGAUCUUAUAUGAUU